UCGUACUGCCCUUCUUUUUUCCGGAGGUGCCUUGUUCGGCAUGGCUUUCGUCGACAUGCUGUACUCAGGGUCCAGGGAGCUGAACCAGACCGGGACUCACGAGAAGCCAGUGGCAGAAAUAGUUGUCUGCAUCGGGUUUGCUGUGGGCCUCUGCCUCCAGCAGUUGGACGUUUUUAUUACCGGCUGGGCUGCACGCAGGAGGAUAUCGAGAAGCGUAUCAGCCACAGAGAGCACCAUGCUGUCUUCUUACUCGGAAAACGUCGACUAUGGUGCCACAGAAUCUGCUUGCGCUGUUCAUGGAAGGCGCCGAGAAGAUAAACCAUUGCCCCACGUGGGCCUGUGGGCUUCCUUGGGAGCCCUCGGGUGUCUGUGCAUCUACUACACGCUGCACUGUCUUAAUCUAGGUCUGUUGCCCGAUCAAGCCACAGCCGAAGCCACCGGUGCCUUCAAGACCGUUGAAGUUAAUACUGUCUUGGGCGCCGUCACACUCGCCGUGGUGAUGUACUCGUCCCAACCACAGCCUUCGGUGCUCCUCGCGGCAUCGUUUCUGUCAUCUGUGCUACCAGCUAUCGCCUACAUUGUAGGCUGCUUCGCGACCAAGUGGAGUAUCUCGAUGUUCUACGCAGGCAUUGUCGACACGUUUUGCUGUGGCGUGCUCAUGUGCGCCAGCGUUCUCGGUGUAGUCUGCCCAUACAGUCAAUCUAAGACGGGCUGCAAUUCUUUUCCGCCUGCGGCAGCUGGCCUCGUGUGCGCGAUCCUAGUUCGUUUUGCCUUUCCCGGAGCAUGGUGACCACGUCAUACGCAGGGACAAACAAUAUCGCAUGACUCAGGGAUAGAGGAAAUUGCGUGAGGUGUUUCUCUAGAAUCUUCUGACAUGUCAGCAAUGUUGUACUCCCCUUGCUGACUCGUCGAUGACACAGCGUGUUUUUGCAUCUUUGUGAAGAAGUCCCGAAGUCUUGAAUAAGUUUUACGUGUCGUGAUAUAGACCGUGCUUGCAGUACGCAUCGUCAAAAACAGUGCACUGAAAUCAACUGUGACAUCAGCAUCCAAGUGUCACGUUCUGAGAACAGAUGUACCUGGUAUCCUGCGUAGACAGUGAGAAGAAGAGCAGGUUUGUAACCUCAUCAACGAUAUAAGUGACGAACUGUAACACGUCUUUGUAAGAGUGAAUUGUGGACGCA
Molecule: messenger RNA, 1181 nt
Organism: Rhipicephalus microplus (southern cattle tick)
Lineage: Eukaryota; Metazoa; Arthropoda; Arachnida; Ixodida; Ixodidae
Source: RefSeq, a predicted model, not a curated record